CUGGAGAAGAUGUCCGAGCAGAUCUUGUCGAGAGAGUCGAAGUAUCAGUCAGACUGCAGUGUUGCAAGCAGAGACAACAUUGACAGGACAAGAGACAUCGUGGGGAAACACUACCAUGACCACAGCCACGCCAACGCGCAUCAGGUGCAGGAUAAAAUUGAUCAUCAACCCGACUACAACGACCUGCACCAGAUGUCCUGGUGCUCCCGGUCGUCAGAUGCCUCACAGAACGAGAUGGGGCUGACGAGCAACCCGGAGCAGAAGGUGGGGAUGGAGACACUGCGGCUGGAGCGGGGGGUGUCUUUCGAGGAAGAGGAGGUGGAGUUGAAGCAGACGCCAGCGGAGGAGCAGGCAGUCCUGCAGCAGCCCACCCAUGUGUGCGGGGUCUGCGGCUGCGGCAUCGAUGGCAUGCUAUGGGUUAUGGCGGGGAAUGAGCGGCACUGCUCUUUCAAGUGCGCGGGGAUAUCUGCCAUGCACGCAAUCAGGCAGGUGGAGUACGUGGACGGGAGGCUGGAUGGCGACAGCCCGAGCGUUCUGUUCAGAUCGCUGGACAUUGAAGAAUGAAGUGGGAGGAGGCAAGUCGUCAGGAUAUGAUCAGAUCCUCAGAUUUGAGCAUUCCGACGCUGCUGUCUCGCAUUCUUUCUUUUGUACUUUAUAUCUCUUCAAGAAAAAGGUUACGUCAC
Molecule: messenger RNA, 683 nt
Organism: Guillardia theta CCMP2712
Lineage: Eukaryota; Cryptophyceae; Pyrenomonadales; Geminigeraceae
Exons: 7
Coding region: 10-564 (184 amino acids)
Source: RefSeq, a predicted model, not a curated record